Drosophila sechellia is the source of this 878-nucleotide messenger RNA. RefSeq names its product FCF1 rRNA-processing protein Bka (gene Bka). The record is from RefSeq and is a predicted model, not a curated record. NCBI's taxonomy places the organism in Eukaryota, Metazoa, Arthropoda, Insecta, Diptera, Drosophilidae. The coding region runs from base 87 to 689 and encodes 200 amino acids. The transcript has 2 exons. Gene Ontology annotation, cellular component: small-subunit processome.
AACAGCUGAUUUUACCAAAAUACUUACCACACGUGUGCCACUUUUUAAGUUAUAUUGUUUACACUUUUUGGGAAUUACAGCUUACAAUGGGCAAACACAAGAAAACGCAGAAGGUGAAGAAACAACGCAAUGCACAGCUUAAGCGCAUCAUGAAACCCACAGACGCCCGUCUAAAGGAUCAGAUUCGAGUGAAAAGAAAGAAGGCUGAGGAUCCACACCAGAUCAAGGUGCACGAGGCCACCCAGCAGAGCUCCGCCCUAUUCUUCCAGUACAACACCCAGCUGGGACCGCCGUACCACAUCGUUCUGGACACGAACUUCAUUAACUUUAGCAUUAAGAACAAACUGGAUAUUGUUCAAGGUAUGAUGGACUGUCUGUAUGCCAAAUGCAUACCCUACAUUUCCGACUGCGUGCGUGCCGAGCUGGAAAAGCUGGGCAACAAGUACAAGCUGGCCCUGCGCAUUAUCUCCGAUCCCAGAUUCGAGCGACUGCCGUGCCUGCACAAGGGCACCUAUGCGGACGACUGCCUCGUGGAGCGGGUGCGCCAGCACAAGUGCUACAUUGUGGCCACCAACGACAAGGACCUCAAGAAUCGCAUCCGCAAGAUUCCCGGUGUGCCCAUCAUGUACGUGGCUGCACAUAAGUACGCGAUUGAGCGUAUGCCAGAAGCGUAUGGAGUCAAGGCGUAGAACCUUUUUUACUUUUUUUCCUAAGUGUACAUUUUUAAAUAUAUUCUUAUAUGUAAGCAGCAAGCAGUGCGUUUCGUAUUUACUGAUGUUUUUUACUAGCAUGCUUUUAUUGCAUUGUCUGGAUUAGCAAAGGAGACAUAAGCUAUAUGUCCUGCUUAACUCCCAAUAAAUUUUAUUAUUUUACAAAUA